This is a messenger RNA of Geodia barretti, 2381 nucleotides long. The record is from the annotation of a GenBank genome assembly. Lineage: Eukaryota; Metazoa; Porifera; Demospongiae; Tetractinellida; Geodiidae.
AUGGGGCUGAAGACAUCUAUGAUACUGGGUCUUUGUACUCUACUGAGUUUUGCUGCUGUGGGCCAGACUGGACGCUUCACUCUGGAGAUAUUGGAAGGUCCAGAGACUCAAGUGGUGUCCAGUGAUGAAAGCAGUGUGACGUUCAACUGUAGAAUCAGAGGAGAAGAUGUAGAAUGGACAAUCAAUGGAAGAUUAAGUGAUCAAGCAGAGAACAUGAGACUAAUAGUCAACUAUGGUGUGGAGUUCAAUACGAGUCCCAGACUCAAUGGACAAAUAAAUGCGUCAAUAACAUUCCCAAACAUUCCAUAUUUCAACUCCACUCGAGUGAUAUGUGUGUCACUAAAUGCAACAGGUACUUCACAGAGUUCAGAAGCAGUUAUGAUCACUGCAGGUCCUCCACUUCCUCCUGUCCCUCGACUGGAGGUGUUCAAUGCCACGUCAGUGAGAGUGUCAUGGGAGGAGCCAUUCACAUGGGAGCUCUUCCCAGUCCUCAGCUAUCAGGUCUCAGUCUACAAUGUCUCCAGUGGAACAUACACCGAUAAUUUCACUCUGAGUGGCAAUGAGACUUCUCAAGUCAUAACCAGACAAACAGAGACUACUGUUUGCUCAGAGCUGUGGCUUGGGGUGACUGCUAAGAAUGGGGAAGGAGAAAGUGCUGCAGGAACUACCUCAGGAGGAUUUCCAGUUGUUCCGAGUGACUUUCCCUAUAAACCAACACCUGAUGUAAAGUUUGAAGCGGACGGAACUCCCACAGUGAAAGUCAUCUUCAAUGGGAUUCAGGAGAUUCCUGAACAGAGAGGCUUUAGGAUGUGUGCCUCCCUGGGUAUCCCUUCCCCUGUCUUCCUUGCCACUUCAACCACAUCCUCAGCUCACGUCAUGUCUUGCAUGAACAUAGCUGUACUGGGAUCAUCUCCAGCCGCCAACAAUAUGCAGUUUCCAGGAGGCUUCUACCAGCUAAAGGUGUUCAGAGAUGGCUCAAAUGAACAAGUCAUUGAAACAGAACGUCAGAGGAUUGACAAUUCUCAGAGUGUGGUUGAAGCUGAAAUUACUUCGAUGAUACUACAGGCAAACAAGGACUAUCAGGCAACCCUGCUCUAUGAGACCAACUUCUCCACACUGGAGGCUGAAAUGCAAUUUAGCACUGCCUUCCACCCCACUGCCCCAGGUGUCACUGAUGAUGGUAAAGGAACUACCACUACAGAUGGGCCAGCACCAAGUCGACCAACCACUCCAGAUACUGGAAAGAGCAUUACGUCUGGCUUGAAAGAUGGCGAAGAUAGGCCAGGGAAUCUGGUGGCUAUCGUUAGUUCAACAACUGGAGGGGUUCUGGUGCUGGGUACUCUUGUCCUAAUCAUCAUUAUCGUCAUUAUCAUCAUCCUAAGGAGACAGCAGAGAGGGAAUGAAGUUCAGAAGAGGAAUUCAAUGGUAGACAACCCUCUGUAUGAAGGACCAAUCUACGAGGUCAUCUCUGAGAACAAGAGACGCAAACAGCUCUGCCCAAAGGCCAAAGUCCAUGCUGAAGAAUCGGUGUACCUGGACAGUCCGACUCAGUCAAUGCCGCGAGACUGCACCCCUUCAUACUCCAACAGUGCCAUGGUGAUAGCCAAUAGCAUGGCAAAUGGGAAGGCAAGUGAUCGAACUGUCAUCAAACUAGACCUUGUGGAGAGCAGCCUCGAUCACCACCCACUCCAGACAAAUCCCUACACCAACAGCUCCAUGGAACCUGUCACUGAAGAUGCAUACACAUUGAUGCGUCCGGCACCUCCAGCUACAAGCCUCAAUGACCAUACGAACUACCUGGUGGCUCACAGCAACGAGGAGAGACAAUUUGUUUUGGACGCUAGCUCUCCUCGCUCCAGUGGAACCAGUCAGAAACAAGUGACUCUUGUCUAAGAGACUGUGUAGGGGGAAAUCCCUGCCUUAUCAGUAAUGAUCAUUCUUCCUCCACCAAUCAAUAAUGUAGUGUAUUUCCCUUUCUGCAUGUUUGGCAUUUGUGUUCAUUUUCAGUGUAUUCUGUGGUAUACCUCAGUCUCUAGCUGCCUAGCCUCACUCCCUUACUGCACUUGGUCUGUAGCUACUCCAACUCUACCCUUUCUUCUGACUAACAGUUUUUCCUGAAUGAUAUACUAUGUGAGCACACAUUAUGCACAUUGUUGUGCAAACAUGGACACGUGGCUCGUGCAGUUUAUUGUUAUCUCACACAGUGUCCGCAGGUGUUCGCCUGUUAGUUACUACUACUCAAGUCGUUGUGUAUAAUUAUGCAGGUGUUGUUCACUUAGACCAUCAUCGUACCACGUUCAUUGUGUCCCACAUCUGUAACUCGUGUAUAUUUCGUGUACUGUACAGGAUUUUUAUGAAAAGAAGUAGUGUUUACCAACACA